Drosophila virilis is the source of this 1911-nucleotide messenger RNA. It is a transcript of the gene XRCC1, whose product is annotated as DNA repair protein XRCC1. Gene Ontology annotation, cellular component: nucleus. Lineage: Eukaryota; Metazoa; Arthropoda; Insecta; Diptera; Drosophilidae. Gene Ontology annotation, biological process: double-strand break repair via nonhomologous end joining; base-excision repair; single strand break repair. The record is from RefSeq and is a predicted model, not a curated record. Gene Ontology annotation, molecular function: damaged DNA binding.
AAAAUCGAUAAACAGCAAAAGUCCGCCACAAAUGACCGGCGUCUGGGCAACAAAUGUGUUGAAAUGCCGAUCGGGGUUUUUAAAUCUGUGCGCGAAGUAAGCAGCGAGGAUUCGGUGCAUGUGGCGGCAAAUCUGUUGAAGGAAAAUGCCGCCAAAAAAUGGAAGACACAAGCGAACGGUGAGAAAUCGGCGCAUGUUAUAUUGGAAUUUGAGGAGCCGCAACAAAUCAACGGAAUUGACAUUGGCAAUGAGCAUGCCGCAUUCAUUGAGGUGCUGGUCAGCAAAACAGGCUGCCAGCCGGAUGACUUUAAGGAAUUGCUGCUCUCCAGCUCAUUUAUGACGCCCAUCGAGAGCAAGAACUCGGCCAACACGAAUCGCGUGCGCUGCUUCAAUAGCGAAGCGUUGAUAGCGACAACGCUGCCCGAGAAAUGGAAGCUGGUGAAAAUUGUGUGCACGCAGCCGUUCAAUAAGCAUGUCCAGUACGGCUUGUCCUUUGUCAAGGUGCAUGUGACCGCCGCGGCGGCUGCCGUGAAGCCAAAAUCAUUGGUGCCCGAUCAAUUUAAAUUGACCCCAAGCGCCGGCAAGGGCCUCACUGCACUGGGCCAAUUUAAGCUGCGCGAGGAGUCACCCGAUUCGGAACCGGAUGGCAAAGCCGCCCUGUCGCUCUUUCAGCGCUGGAAGGCCACACGCAAUGACGAUGGCCAUGCACCGGCCACCCUCAGCACGGCGGCGGCCAUUAGAGAUGCCGCCUCGCCGGCGGCUUUGCGUCGUUUGAGCGAUACGCGACCGGCGCCUAUUAAAUUACAAGCAUCACCUGCCGCCAGUGGCAGUUCGGACAAGGCGGACAAUAUCAAGCUAUUGGAUCGCAAUCGAGAUUCGCUGAUGUUUGGCGAUGAUAACCCGGAUGAGGAUGAUGCCGCUGCAGCCAAUCCGGAAGUUGCCAUUGAUGCCAAAAUGCAGCGCCUGAUGAAAAACAUUGAGGCGAACAAAAACAGGCGGCGCUUGGAACUGGAGGAGCUGGAAAAGAAAAGGGAUAGAAAAAAGCGAGCAUCUAUCGAUAAAACAGCAGCCGCACCCAAGGAGAGUACCAAACCGACUGCUGCGCCCAAGGAGAGUAGCAAACCAAUUGCUGCGCCCAAAGAGAGUCCCAAACCUGCAGCUGCACAGCCCCAGAAGCGUCUAUCUGCAUCCAUGGAUGACAGCAGCAAGCCAGCCAAAAAGCAAAAGACCCAUGUCGAGCAGCAGGUGCAAUAUGUGCCCUUUAAUCAGCUGCUGCGUGGCGUUGUCCUGGUCAUCAGUGGCAUACAGAAUCCAGAUCGUGCGGAUUUGCGCUCCAAAGCUUUAGCGCUGGGCGCCAAGUACAAAGCUGACUGGGAAUCCGGCUGCACGCAUCUCAUCUGUGCCUUUCGAAAUACGCCCAAGUACAAUCAGGUCAAGGGCAAGGGCAAAAUUGUAACGCGUCAAUGGAUUGAAAAGUGUUAUGCGCUGAAAAAGUAUUUGCCCUGGCGUCGAUAUGCUCUCGAUACAACCGAAUCAGCUCAGCCGGAGAGCGAUGUGGAGCUGUACGAUGUAUCACUAAAGCCCACUGCGGAUGAUGAUGACAGGGAUGUGGAGAUGGUAGCUAACAUAAGUAGCCGAUCAGUUGAUGUUGAUAACAGCUUCGAGGGCACAGCGCAUCGGGUGCAUUCGUCUGGUCCCGACACUGAGGACGAACUGGAACGUGUUGCGCAAAAAAAUAAAUUGAAGAAAACAAGCGAUAUGUCGCAUAAUAAUAACAGCAAAAACAAACUCAACGAUUCGAAUCAAAAGAAAGUAAUGAAAUCUUUGGAUGUUUACGAAGUUAGCACCGACGAGGAGGAUUAUCUGCAGGAGAAGCGAAAGGAGUUGUAGUUUGCGCAAAUGUCAAGUAUU